AGACUAGCUUGUAGUAUCUAAGUAAACAGGCAGCGAGAGGUAUUUGUUUUUCCAAUCAGUGUAGGUUUUGGAAUACCUAAAGUGUUAAGUUGUUUGUGAAUUUGAUCGUGAUGUAAACAAUGAAACAAAACCAGGGCUCGAGUUAGAAUCAAUUGAUACACAGUGCGCCCUUCUGCAAACAGAGCGAGUGUAAACUAUCAGUGCAAUAAUACCAAGUGCAAUAUGUUGACGCAGAAACUCUACCCCGACGUGAACUCCAUGUCGACGAGCACGAAUGCUAUGUCCCCCAUGACCCCGACAUACUCCAUGAAUUCGAUGGCGAUGGCCCAGAUGAACUGCUCGCCGCAGACUCCCAUGUUCGGCUCCAGCAUGCUGAACUCGGGCAUGUCGGGUCCGAUGCCCAUGAACAGGAUGGCCCCGAGGAUAGACCAGACUAUGAACGACACCUCGCAGCUGGGGUACACCACGAUCGGCUCUCCGAUAUCAAACAUGAACGCAGCUUGCAUGGGCGCCACCAUGUCGAACAUCAACAACUACACGAUAGGUAGGGGAGACCUGGGGGGCGGUGAUACCUCCCCAAACAGCGCCCUGCAAAGGGCCAGAGCCGAUAAAACCUACCGAAGGUCCUACACCCACGCUAAGCCGCCCUACUCGUACAUUUCCCUGAUAACGAUGGCCAUCCAAAACAGCCCGCAAAAAAUGCUAACGCUGAGCGAGAUCUACCAGUUCAUAAUGGAUCUGUUUCCGUUCUACAGGCAGAACCAGCAGCGAUGGCAGAAUUCCAUCAGACACUCGCUGUCUUUCAAUGACUGCUUCAUCAAAGUUCCUCGCACUCCGGACAAGCCGGGAAAAGGUUCCUUUUGGAGUCUGCACCCGGAGUCUGGAAACAUGUUUGAGAACGGCUGCUACCUUCGGCGCCAGAAGCGGUUCAAAGAUGAGAAGAAGGAGGUGAUUCGCUCUUCGCACAAGAGUCCUUCUCACAGCGUUGACAGCAGCAGCAGCUCGGGGAAAAAGACCCCUCUGCAGCACGGGGAUGACAAGGCUCACCACUUGGACAAGGUGAACGACAACCUGGGGAACAUGCUCAGCAUCCACCCCGGGAAGUUGGAUGUUGAUCAGAUGAACAUGUUGAACGCGAAUGAGUUGCAUAACAUGCAGCAGCACCAUCAUCAUCAGGGGAUGACGCACGAAGAGCUCUCGGCGAUGAUCAACAGGAACAACCAUCUGGCUUUGUCUAGCGAGCACCAGGCGAUGCUACACCAUGCUCCCAUGGGGCACCACCUGAAGCAGGAGCCGACGGGGUACACGCCCUCGAAUCAUCCCUUUUCCAUUACGAGGUUGCUGCCGACGGAAAGUAAGUCCGAUAUCAAAAUGUACGACAUGCAAUACGCAGGGUAUAAUACUCUCAGCCCUUUGCCGAAUUCUAUACAUUCUCACGCGUCUAUAGGGAAUGAUUAUUACAACAGUCCGUCGCUGUAUCACACGUCGGGGACGACGUCGUUGUGACAGUACCCUCUAGCUUAAGGCUUUUCUCGAAUAUUUUUUUUGUAUAUAAUUAUAUUUUAUUAGGCGGGCGAGAUGGAUUUUUGAAAUGGAGUGCUGGUCACCUUUUUUCAAGACAUAUUCAUUUUUUCAAAUUCUAUAAGCUAUUUUGAGUUAAUUUCGCGAAAUAUCGUCGAAAUUCGUCGAAAUUUGUUUUGAACAAUAAAUGGAGAAUCAAACAAAUUUUCAGUCUAAUGUCGACAUCAAAAAUACUACUACAAGCAACACUGACAUUGUUAUAAAAUUAUUAGCAGUCUAAAUCUUAACUAAUGCUGUAUAGAGAAAAUAUUUGUGUUUGUUUUUUUUGUUAUGAAUGCACCCAGAAACUAAUUGAGUUACUUGAAAAUACUUCGAAAUUGAAUCAGAUUUCAUAGGCAUUCAGUAAGAACUUCUGUGGGAAAAUUUCAUUAAAUUUAGAAUCGAUUUGUGGGUUAUCUUGGGAUGUUUUUAAAAAUUUUCUAAAAUUCUUCGGAAUUUGGAAGUUGUGAUUUCCAUCGAAUUUUAAUUUUGUCAUCUAUACGUACCUAAGAUAGGUAUAGGUUUCUGAAAGAAAAAAGAGCAAAUACUUGAUUUUCUUUGAAGUUUACCUAUUUCCAUCAGUUUAUUUUGUGGAACCCGGGAUUGGAGUGCUCACCUUAGAUUGUCUUACAACAACGAUUGAGUUCAGAAUAUUGUAAUAGAUUCAAAAUUUCCCAAGUUCACCCGUGAAAUAAUUCGGCGUUUACCAUUCCGGAAUGACAAAAAACAUUUCAAAGAAAUUACUGAGAAAUAUAUCUUCAUAAAAGUUUAAUUUACGGAAUACCUGAAGUAGAUAUUUCAAAAAUAGUGCGAAAUUUCAUCAAAGCUCAAAUUUCGAGAGCAGAAUAAUAAUUAUUUCUAGAAAAAAAUCUGAAUUCGCACUGAAAGGUUGUUAUUGAUUUUAGUUUUUCUGCAUUUCAUCACCUUGUUGAUGAAUUCACUGUGAAGCCAUCAUUUUCAUGGUGAAAAAACGGUAAUUUAUUCAGAUAAAGGAAUUUAUAUAACUAUGAUUAUAUAGAGAAAUGACACCUUUUCAAUUUCAGACAAUAAAAACAAAAUUAUAUAUGAUGAUGAAUUUUUUGCAUAGCUGUGAUUUGAACUCAACAUGAUGAAACAUUUUUCUUAAAUAAUUGAAUUUUGAGACUCUCUGCAAACUCAAAAUUUUGUGUGCGCCA
Molecule: messenger RNA, 2735 nt
Organism: Leptinotarsa decemlineata (Colorado potato beetle)
Lineage: Eukaryota; Metazoa; Arthropoda; Insecta; Coleoptera; Chrysomelidae
Gene: fkh
Product: fork head box protein
Biological process (GO): cell differentiation; regulation of transcription by RNA polymerase II; anatomical structure morphogenesis
Molecular function (GO): protein domain specific binding; DNA-binding transcription factor activity, RNA polymerase II-specific; transcription factor binding
Source: RefSeq, a predicted model, not a curated record